UCCGCAGCGCCGACGGGGCCAGGCGCCCCCCGCGCGAUUAGCGGGAGCGCCUCGUCGGUUUUCCUCCUCUGGCUGCCGGCCGGAGCUCGGCUUCACCGAGGCCAAGAAGUUCGGCAUGGCGGCGGCAGCUCCAGAAGGACACUCCAGUGCACGUAGCGUGCUGAUUCUAUAUGGGGACGACGCCAGUGAAUGGUGCUACUACCUUGAGAGCAUCUUUCACUCAUGCCAAGAAGUCUGGAGCUAUCGAGUGGAGAGCGGAACUACUAUUUCCACCGAGGAGCUGGACCUUUUCAAGAGCAGCAGGUGCAUCAUUAUUCUGCUGUCCUCUGAGCUGGUGCAGAGUUUCUAUGUCCCCGAUGUCCUUCAGAGCCUGCAGAAGGUCCUCCAGCCACCCCAUAAAGUGGUGAAGCUGUUCUGCGGAAUAUCAGAAUGUGGGAAUUAUCAAGAAUUCUUCAAGGACUGGUCCCAGUGGAAACAGCUUACCUACGAUGAUGACCCAGAUGUCUAUGUCGAAGCUGUCAUGAAGGCUAUUUCAGAAGGAGAUUCUGGCUGUGAUUCAGUGACUGAUGCAGAAGCGGAAGACGACAGAGACGCACACCAUUCGUGCAAUAUUGCAAUGAGCCGAGAGCAUGGGAACCUGGUGACCAGACUAGGAAGCCUAAUUACAGUGCAGCCUGAUCGCAUUCGCUGUGGGGCGAAGACAAUAGUUUACAUCGUCCUAAAAUGUAAGCUGGAUGGCAACGUAAAAAUGGAAGUGGAAUUUUCCUCCGAGAGCUGCCAGUCAGUGCGAGUUCUGGCUAGGAUAGAGAAUGAGUACACCGUUUCGGUUUCCGCACCUGACCUACCAUCCGGAGCUGUAUGCCUGCGAUUGUUUUCUGGGGAUUUAAUGAUAGCUGAAGCAAGCAUUUGCUAUUACACUGACAUGGAAGAAAUUAGCAACUUGCUGUCUACUGCAGCAAAUCCAGUGGAAUUUAUGUGUCAGGCAUUUAAAAUAAUCCCUUACAACACAGAAGCACUAGACAAAAUCCUGACAGAGUCAAUGAAAAAGAACCUUCCUGCGAGUGGUUUGCAUCUGUUAGGGAUCAACCAACUAGAGGAAGAAGACAUUGCAUGCCAGAGGGAUGAAGAGCUGCCAACUCUGUUGCACUUUUCUGCUAAAUAUGGGCUAAAGAACCUCACUGCCCUCUUGCUUUCGUGCCCAGGAGCCCUACAGGCUUACAGUGUAGCCAACAAAUAUGGCCACUAUCCCAACAACAUUGCAGAGAAUGAGGGCUUCAAAGAUCUCCGGCAGUUCAUUGAUGAAUAUGUGGAGACAGCAGACUUGCUGAAAAGCCACAUAAAGGAACAGCUGAUGCAGGGCGAGGAAGAUGAUUCUGUUUAUGAGUCCAUGGCUCACCUUUCCAGUGACCUGCUGAUGAAAUGCUCUCUGAACCCUGGCUGUGAUGAGGAGCUCUACGAAUCCAUGGCUGGCUUGGUUCCUUGUGCUACUACAGAGGACUUGUAUGUAGAAAUGCUUCAGUCGGAGACUAGCAGCUCCUCUGCACGGACAACAAAGGCCUAUAUGAUGCGCAAGUUCUUAGAAGGUGUGAGCAUGGAUGUAGCAGAACCGAAAGAGGAUAUAUACCAUGAUUGUGAAGAUGAAGAACUCUAUCACGCGGUGGAACAGGACAGUUUUCCUCAGGAAAUGGUCAAUAGGCCACCUGUCCCUGUUCCGAGACCUGAUCCCUCCACUAAACCACAGGACAAAGAAUCAUACAUAUAUAAAGUUUUUGCAGGAAAGCACCAGGAGAAACCUGGGAACCUCUACGUGUCUACAGGCAAUAUUAGGAAAGAGCAAGCAGACAGAUAUCCAAAGGCUCCGCCUCAAGCCAGUAUAUAUGACCCAUUUGCUGGGAUGAAAACCCCAGGCCAAAGGCAACUGAUCACUUUACAGGAGCAAGUGAAACUGGGGAUGCUCACUGUAGAUGAAGCUGUCCUUUGUUUCAAGGAGUGGCAGCUUAAUCAGAAAAAGCGGUCAGAAUCAUUUCGCUUUCAGCAGGAAAACCUGAAAAGAUUACGUGACAGCAUCACUCGGAGGCAAAUUGAGAAGCAAAAGGCUGGCAAACAUGCAGAUUUGGAAAUCACUGUCCCUGUUGGCCAUUCCCAGAACACCCCCAAGAAACCAGAGUGUAGCAUUUACGAAUCUAGUCCUCGGAAAAAUCUCCGCCAACCCAUUAAAGAAAUCAGGCGAGGGGACUGGAAAACAGAAAGCGCCUCAAGUACUACUAGUAGUUCAAGCAACCGAUCCAGUACACGAAGUAUACUGAGUGCCAGCAGUGGGAUGGAUGGAGACAACGAGGAUAAUGAAAUCCCAGAAGUGAAGAAAAAUGUCAACUAUGGGCCCCAGCCGCCUGACAGACCAUCUGCAAGACCUCCAAGGAUACCCCCUCGAGUUGCUAGCAGGCCUUUUAGCAGUGACAACUUCUGUCCUCCUCCCCCUGUGCCUCCGAGAGGUCGUGAAAUGCCACGCUAAAUCUUCAGGAUGGUGAAUACGAAAAUGCAUGGUGUUUAUUCUUGAGAUUGACUUUUAAUAAUAUUGAGUAUCCAGCACAGGUUUUCUCCUCACCCCACACCUGUCAAAUGAGUAAUUUUGGCACAGGUUUCUUUGAAAAACCAAAUGGGGGGGGGGAGAACAAUAAUUUGACAGUCGUGGCUUUUCAGAACAAACUGGUUACGGGAGAGGAAAGUACACACUGAGCUUCUUCGGGAUUAUGUGAUUCAUCCUUCUUAAUCGCACCAGAUCAAAGGUAGUAAUCCCUCAACAUGAAAAUGGAAUACCUACAAGUGGACCUUUUCCUCUGUUUAUCUACAAAUGUGGUAAAUGUGCCCUGUGCUUUCAGGUAGGCAGACCAGAGAUGGCAUAGGGCUGUUUUCAACUAAGUAUUACUCAGAGUAAACCCACUGUAAUUAAUGGACCUAACUCAGCGAUUUUAAUAAAUUUCAGUGGGUGUACUUUGAGUAAAGCUUUGUUGAAUCCCACCCACAGUGCAGUGGAAGCUCGGCCACAGUACACAAUGGAGUAAUUCCUUCGAAAUCUGCACAGGCAGAUUACCGGUUUUAUGAUGAUUUUAUAUUUCAGACUACCAAAUUGGUGCCUAAAGUAGCUUUUUCAGAUAACGGGAAACAUUGAGCAUUGUUUUGCACUUUAAGUCCUGUGCCUUAGAACACAGGAGCUCUGUGGAAUCUUGGUCCAUGCCUUGGUCUGUAUUAAUUCUGUGGUGAUGUUAUCAAAAGCCACCCAGCAAACUGUGGAUGUUAAGGAACCUGGGUUCUGUAUAAUUUAUGAAUAUCAAUAAAGUUUAUGCACAGAUGUUUAACAU
Lacerta agilis (Sand lizard) is the source of this 3359-nucleotide messenger RNA. RefSeq names its product phosphoinositide-3-kinase adaptor protein 1 (gene PIK3AP1). The transcript has 17 exons. Gene Ontology annotation, cellular component: cytosol. Gene Ontology annotation, molecular function: phosphatidylinositol 3-kinase regulatory subunit binding; signaling receptor binding. Gene Ontology annotation, biological process: signal transduction. The record is from RefSeq and is a predicted model, not a curated record. Bases 116 to 2512 code for a protein of 798 amino acids. Lineage: Eukaryota; Metazoa; Chordata; Lepidosauria; Squamata; Lacertidae.